AGCUAGCGCGAACUUGACGGUCAUCGGAGCGGGACUGCUUACACUGUUGACAGUUCGUAGAAGUGGGUUAGCUCAAUAACUGGUCACUUUCGCCUCGGAGUUGAGUUAUCGAUCGACCUAACUAUAUUCACAGUUCAACUCUCCGGAAAGACAGAUUCUGCAUGAAUCCGUCAAAAACUCUCCGCCGGGAUCAUGCUGAAAAUAUCCAAAGCGACACUUUGCCUUUGUGUGUUGUUUGUGUUGGACACAACAGUGUUUUUGGGGACUUGUUCACCGGCUAAGGUGCCAAGUUUCGACGAGGAUGCUUUCGCCAUCCAGCACUCGAGCACAGAAAAGUGUCUGAGCGUGGAGACUCCUUCUAUCUUAAGUGUCUCCACCUGUGACCCAAAUAACAAGUCCCAGUUGUGGAAGUGGGGUUCGGGUCACCGGCUCUUCCACGUUGGUACGUCACUCUGCUUGGCGUUGGACGUCACCUCCAAGACCUUGUCCCUGGUCGACUGCGGCUCCAACAUCCUGCUCUGGUGGCGCUGCCUGGAUGGGGCCGUUUACACUGUUUAUCAGAUGGGCCUGGCGGUCAGCAACGGCAAAGUUACCGCGAAACGGGACUUUAAUGAUACUUGGCGAAGAGAAGGUUAUCAGGACAACAUCUGCCAGAAACCAUACCGCAUUGUUCACACCACAGAUGGGAACUCUGCCGGAAGUCCCUGUGAAUUCCCCUUCAAAUACAACAACAGCUGGCAUCACGGAUGUCUCCCAGAUACAGAUCUCCCCCAAAUGAGCUGGUGUGUCACUUCCUCUGACGAUGACCAAGAAAUAAAGAAGGGAUACUGUCUCAAACCUGAGGAGGGUUGCCACACUCUGUUCGACGGGCCGGAAGGGGGUUCCUGCUAUGAGUUUGUUCCCAGUGCGGCGGUGACCUGGCAGGAAGCUUUGGAUUCAUGUCGUAGCCAGGGAGCUGAUCUGCUCAGUGUGACUGAGCUCAAGGAGCUUCAAUCCAACACCUUUGUGAAAGGCUUUAAAACGAUGCCCGAGAGGAUGUGGAUCGGCCUUCAUCAGUUAGACACGUCUCAGGGCUGGCAGUGGUCCGAUGGCUCCCCUCUCUCCUUCCUGCGUUGGGAAAAAGGAAUGCCAUCCACCACUAUUAUUAUCGAGUCAGACUGUGGUGUCCUGAACUCUGAGCAGAACUAUGAAUCGGAGGCGUGCGGUGAACGGCUGCCAUACAUCUGCAAAAAGAGUUUCAAUGCCUCUCACACAGCACCAACAGAGCCUUUUCAAUAUAAAGAAACAGAGUGUCCACAUGGUUGGAUCCCAUGGAACGGCUGGUGUUACAAGUUGGUGAAUGACACACCACAAAACUUUGAAGGCGCUCAGCAGCACUGUAAAAACAUAGAGGGAGGAGGAGGCUUUCUGGCCAGCUUCCACUCCAUUGACACCAAAGAGAUGCUCAGCACUAAUUUCCAUGCAGAUGGCCAGGCGUUGGAUGUGUGGAUUGGCCUGCAAAGUGCUGACAGCACUGUCUUCAAGUGGGUCGAUGGGAAACCCGUCACCUUCACCUACUGGGGCCCAAACCAACCAGUUCAGCCUACCUCGAACUCCAACUGUGUCUUCUACUCUAGAGAGUCUCAUGGUUGGUCGGUUGGGAACUGCACUGAGAGCCUACCUUUUAUUUGUCAGAAGAACGGAACAAUCAACGAAUCGGCAACACAGGCCAGUUGUCGCUAUGAGGAUGGUUGGCGGAGACACGGAAACUCGUGUUAUCAAGUGAACACCAAUCAAGUAACCUUCAAGGAUCGCUGUAACGUCACAAUAAGAAACAGGUUUGAGCAGGCCUUCAUCAGCCGUCUGCUUGCGGAGCACAUGAAAAAUGAAACUCAGUAUUUCUGGAUCGGGCUGCAGGAUAUUAAGACCACAGGGGAGUAUCAGUGGCUGAGCCAGGAUGGGCACAAGGGUGUGGUGACAUACACCAACUGGGGCUCGCUCGAACCAGAGCUGGAUGGAGGUUGUGUUGUGAUUUCCACCGCAAAACCCCUUGGCCAUUGGGAGACGAAGAACUGUACCACUUUUAAGGCCGGCACCAUUUGUAGGACAGACCUCAGUCCACCUCCGCCCCCAGAACCAGAGCCGGACCUCAGCAAAAACUGUUCAGAUGGAUGGAUGUCCAAUUCAGAUAGCAGAUACUGCUACAAGGUGUUUCAUGAGGAGAGGCUCAGCAGGAAACGUUCGUGGGAGGAAGCUGAGAGGUUUUGUCAGGCUCUGGGAGCCAACCUGCCCAGCUUCACCAGUGUUAGUGAGAUGAGAGCCCUGCACAGCAUCAUGAGAAACACCAUCAGCGAUGAUCGGUACUUCUGGGUCGGCCUGAACAGACGUAACCCAGCAGAUCGCUCCUGGCAGUGGAGCGAUGGCCGUCCUGUAUCUGUGGAUGUUUUACACCAAGAUUUCCACGAGGAUGAUGCUUACAGUCGGGAUUGCACUGCAUUUAAGACAAUGAAGAGCACGUUCAAACAUCUGUUUGUGUUUCUGCUCCAUGACGUACCUCCCACACCUUUCUACGCCACGCCGUUUCACUGCGAUGCCAGGCUUGAAUGGGUCUGCCAGAUACCACGCGGAAAGGAACCAAAGAACCCAGUCUGGUACAAUCCUGGUGGGCACCAUGAGACGUCUCUCUUCGUAGAUGGAGGAGAGUUUUGGUUUGUGAAUGACUUUAAGCUGAGUUUUGAGGAAGCACAGCUCUUUUGCGGUGCAAAUGACAGCAAAUUGGCUGCACCACUUAGCCCCACCGCUGCCAAACAGAUCCACCAGUACAUAAGCACAAUUUCAGAUUUAAAGCAAAACUGGUGGGUCGAUUUGAGAGAGCCUGGGCGAGUGUUCCCGAUGACGUACAUGCAGGCGUACUUUUAUGAUGCAGCUUUCUUGGGCAGAUGCACCUCCAUCAGUCCUGAUAACUCUUUUCCAACAUAUCGGCACACUUGUGGGGCGAAAUUGCCCUUUGUGUGUGAAAGGCACAACAUCACGUCGGUGGAGAAACACCCUCUGGAGCCUCAGCCUGGUGGACUGCCAUGUGGAAAUAACUCUAUGGCCUUCAGAAAUAAGUGCUACACAGUGAUGACAAGCCCGAGACCUGUGACAUUCAAGUCUGCCAAUGAGGAAUGCCAAUCAGUGAGGGGAACCCUGGUCACCAUAUCAGAUCAGGUGGAGCAAGACUUCAUCACCAGCCUAUUGCCAAAGGUGAAAGACAUGGGAAGGAUAUGGAUUGGUCUGAAACUCCGUCGUUCCAAACCCGAAUGGGUGGACCAGACCCAAGUCGCCUACGUUAAUUUUAAUCCCCUGCUUCUAGGCAUGCACAAGGCUAUAAAAGUCAAUACAUUUGAUCCAGACAGUAUGGAUCUGUGUGUGUUUUUAAUCAAUAACCCCAACUCUGCCAUGAUGGGUACCUGGGACUAUACUUCCUGUGCACAGUAUCAACAUGUGGCCAUUUGCCAACACUAUGCAGAUAAAGUAGAGGCGCCACAAAUCCACGAAGAGACUUCCACCGUCAAUAACGACACCAUCAUUCUCGUCAAAAACCUCACCUGGUUCGAGGCUUUAGAGCAGUGCCGAAGUAAAGGCAUGGACCUGGCGAGUGUGGCCGACGCACUCCUGCAAUCCACCCUCAGCGUGCACGUGAGCCGUGCAAACACAUCCAUGUGGAUUGGCCUCUUUAGCGAAGACGAUGGGAUCCACUACCGCUGGACUGACCACAGUCACACCGUAUUCAGUCGCUGGUCUUCUGAUGUCACCACUGGCCGCUGUGUUUACCUCGACACUGACGGCUUCUGGAAAGCCACCGAGUGUGAGCAGGUGCUGGGAGGCGCUAUCUGCCGCAAACCACAGAAAGAGAUCAUCACCACACCAGAGGAUGUUGCAGUGAAAUGCCCCCAUAAGAUUAAUGGUCCCAACUGGAUCCCCUUCAAGAAGAACUGCUACUCCUUCCAGCUAGUCGCCUCCAGAUGGGAACAGUUUGACAAAAAACAGAUUAAUAAAACCUGCAAAGACCUCCACAAAGAUGCAGACAUCCUAACUAUCAGGAACGCAGAGGAGAACGAAUUUAUCAAGGACCAACUCGUACCGUUUCAACACUUGGUCCAGUUCGUAUGGCUGGGGAUGGUCAAAGAUAACAACAGUAACCAGAUGAGGUGGCACGAUGACACAAAUGUCCAAUACUCCAACUGGAGAAGCGGCAGACCAGAUGUAAACGGGUCCUUCUUGGCUGGUCUCACUAUUCAAGGCAACUGGCUUCUCGUCACAAACAAAAUGUUAUUCCCAGAGUUCAAACAAAGGGCAAUUGUGACCUGCAAAAUAGACAAAGAAUCAAAACAGGAGUACAAGAAGUCACUCAGGGAUUUUCAACAUUUGGAAAGCUUAACCUAUGUGGUUGUGACCCAAAAGUUGAGUUGGUACCAGGCUCUGGAACAGUGUGCUCAGCGUGGAGGCCACCUGGCAAGUGUCCAUGACGCCAAGCACAGUUCACAUUUGCAGCUCAUCGCCAAAACAGAUGGUUUCCCGCUCUGGAUUGGCCUGUCGAACCAGGAUGUUAGCGACUCACACUAUGAGUGGUCUGAUGGAACGAGAUUUGACUACAAAGCCAACAUCACUGACUCACAGGAGGAAUACAGCUCAGAUGAUCAAGAGGCUGUCUGUGUUUUUGUAACCCCCGCUGGAGCCUGGGUGCGGACCAGCUGCCAUACUUUGGUAGAUGGAGCCAUCUGCUACACCACCACCAAAACCACCAGUUCACAGAGAGCCAAACUUCGAGCAGCCCCAGAGGCCAAUCACUGCCCUCAGAGCAAUGGUACAUCCAAGUGGGUGCAGCAUCAGGAUCACUGUUAUGCCUUCGACAUGAGCUUCUACAACUACAGCGUCUACAGCAUGAAGCAGGCCAGAGACAUCUGUCAAAGCAUGGGUGCUCAACUGCUGACGAUAAAAACCAAAGAGGAGAACGAUUUUGUAACGAAGUACAUAUAUGACGACCCUCUCAUCACCAGUCGAGUAUGGCUUAGCAUGGACUUCGAUACUCCAGGUAAGCCUGAAGUCUGGCAAGAUGGCUCAGAUGUGUCUUACUCUAACUGGAAGCCUGAGGCUGCGUUUACUGGGAAGCACCGCUGUGCUGUCAUGACGUCAGAAGACACAGGAAAGUGGACUUAUGUAAGCUGUGACGCAAGCCGCAGUCGUGUCAUCUGCAAAACUCAAGCAAAGUCCGCAGGCUCUCCCGUGGCACUGGGUCUCUUCAUCAUCAUCAUCAUAGCCCUCCUUUUAGCCAUCGCCUUCGUCAUCUACAAGAAGAAAAGAGCCCACUUCUCUUCCACCGUCCGCUACAAGAGGACCUUCGAUGAAUCGGACACCACCAGUAUUAUAACAGAAGCUGACUGAGCUCGCUAUAAGUCAUCAGCCUCAGGGAGUAUUGAUGUGCCUGCCUCGUGUGCAUUUUAGUACUUAGAGCAAGAGCGGAUGAAGCCUUCCCUUUUUUCAAAAUUAUUUAUUACGUUCAAACUCGCAGACGUUCAAGAAUGAUAUGUAAAACUGUAAAUAUUGUUAGAGAAAUGUGUUCAUCCGCCAAUUCAGUGUCUUAAUUUGGAUUUUAGAUUAUGUUUAUUUACCCCUGUGUUAUACCUAAUGUAAAUGCUCGGGCUGAUUCACUCUGAUUGAUGUUAGUUGGGUUUAAGAAUUUGUUUGUUUUUUUAGAUUAUAAAAAGAUUUUGAGUUGAUUUUUAAAGAAGUAUGCAACCCACCAAACUCUUGUCUUACACUCCCAUUCAGCCUUAACAGGUUAAAUAGCACUGACGAGUGUACGAGUGACUCAAACUAUCAAAGACAACAUGCGCCGUUGUUGUUUUAUACUUUAUAUGCCGUUACUUAAUCUAAUUCAGUUUUAUUUUUCGACUUCAGAAGGUUUGAUUUCCACCUGGUGAACAUUAAUCAGCACAUGAGGAAACUUUCAAAUGGUCAGUCCACCUGUAAAAUACAACAAAACCUAUUUUUCUUUGACUGAGUGUUAUAUAUCCAGAUAGUUUUUCACAAAUUUUGCGUAGACUGUGAACAAAUUAAGAAUUAGCCUCUGUCAAAGUGCACCUCAUAACUGUGUGCACACAAAAGGAAGAUAACUGAUGUCUGUGGAUACAUUCAGGAUACUUUUGAGACUUUUGACUGUGACGCUGAGCUACAGCCAACAUAUUUAAACUUCAGCAAAUCACAUUAAAACUAUCUGGAUUGAGACUUUGCACUCUGGUCAAGAAAACGCAUUUGUAUAUUUUUAAUGGACUUGGACUUUAAAUAAGUAGUGGAAUUUGUCAUAGAUGAAAUUCUCAUUGACUGUGCCUUUUUAUCUUUAUUACGUCAGAAGAAAUGGGAGUUUUCAAGCCACUGGAUGGGGGUAUUGGUGUUUACUGAUUGAGUCAACAUAUGAAUGACCUAUUGAUGGAUCAUCAGUAUGUACAUAUAUAUGAGAAGAGUAAAGAAAAGUAAGAGUAUGAUUUCUGGUCCUGCUGAUUAGUUUUAAAAGUGUAGGACACUGCUGUCUUAGCCUCAAGAUGAAUCAGACACAUUUGUGUAAUUUGUUUAUGUAAAUCUGAUUUUCCUAUGCACUUAACUACUGAGCAAGAAAGCACUUUAAUACGUCUCGGAGCGACUGUUCCUGUUAUGUUUAAGCACAAUGAGGUUUCAUAUUGCACUGGUGUUUGCUGUAAAAGCUUUGUAAAUAUGUGACGUUUGUUUUAUAACAGAGAAUGAACCAAAGAGUCUGUUGAAUGUCGAAAGCCUGAGCUUUCUUUUCAGUUUUUCGGAAAGGCCCGAGUAUGGCUUGUUAACCCACUUAUAUCAAGUUGCAAACCAAAUGUUAGUGUGUUUUUUUUUUGUUUUUUUUAUUAACUUUCAAACUACUCCUAAAUAGAUCUAUCAGGUCAAAUCAGGUACAGUAUCACUCCAAUAAAAUGUUCUCUCUUCAA
Molecule: messenger RNA, 6977 nt
Organism: Thunnus maccoyii (southern bluefin tuna)
Lineage: Eukaryota; Metazoa; Chordata; Actinopteri; Scombriformes; Scombridae
Gene: ly75
Product: lymphocyte antigen 75
Exons: 35
Coding region: 193-5406 (1737 amino acids)
Molecular function (GO): signaling receptor activity
Source: RefSeq, a predicted model, not a curated record